AGUAUCUAUGAAACAGCCAAUAAAAAUCAGAGAAUUUUCAAAUAUUAUAUUUCAUAAAAAUUCUUAUCAAGAAUAAUUAAUUUUUUUUUAUAGUUAUCGUGGUGCUUAGUGAAUAAGAUACUAAAACCAUGCCAUACACAACAUUAAAUUAAUGUUAUAAAUCAUUGUCGCUGAUUGGUCAGAUUUAAUUCAAAUUUAACUCAAUAUAUAUCGAACGCACCUAUCAUCUUCCAGAGUGAAUAUUACCGUACAUGAUAGAUUUAAACGAUUUUUUAUUUGGCAUCUUAUUAUUUUAUAACCUUAUUUUUCUAUUUUGAGAUUAAAUAUAAUAAAGAUAUAUAAACGCGAACUUAAUCUUAAUGUUAAGUAAAAAUUAAAGAUGUGGAUAUUCGUUGGUAUGCUUUAAAUUUUAUUAAAAUAAUCGAUCAAUUUUGGACAAAAAGGCAUUAAUUAAAUAAUGGAAAUGAAUAAAUUUAUGAUCGAGUCUGCGACUCGUGAGACUCUCAGUGAGAACGAAUUUUUGAUUUCUUUAGAAAACAUUUUAAAAUCUAUCGAGGACAAACUUCAAAAAUUCGUGAAGAGUGCUCCAAAACUUUUGACAGAUCCCGAAUUGGAGUCUGGAUUGCGUAUUAUAGAAAUUGAAGGAGAAAAGAUACACGACUUUCUUCGUUCGGUUGUUCAACCUUAUUUAAAUAGUAGAAAAGAUGAAACGGAACCAGACCUUCAAUACAAAUACGAACAAAUGGAAGAACAAUUACACAUUCAGACUACCGAAUUAGAGAAAGCAAUCGAAGAAAUCCAAAGCCUUAAGAUCCAAAUAUUAAACCAAAGCAAUUUUUGCGCGAGUUUAGGCGCAGUAUUGGGAAAUUUAGCGUGGCGUGCUUCUCGAUUUCCAGAAAUCGUCGAUAUUUGGUUGUCAGGUCUCCAGAAUAAAGUAAGAGAGUUCCUGUCGAUAGUGAGCGGAAGUUUCGUGGCAUUUAUAAGCACGUACGAAACGGGUAUACCGCCUACGAACAACGUCGAGUAUCAGUUUGUGUUAGGAUUAUUGGGUAUUGUCACGAAUAUAUCGUCGAUACCGAAGGGCAGAGAGUUCCUCAUUACCAAUCAGAAUGGGAGGGAUCUCGUUGAGAAAAUUAUCAAAUUUAUGCCUAAUUUCUUCCCGAUAGCAUCGGGAAAGCAUUCGCUAAUGAGAUUGAUGCUGAUGAUAUUGUAUAACGUGAGCAUGAACAAUACCGGUUUAAGCUGCUUGUUCGAGUUUCGCGUGGCUGAAGUUCUCAGUCGCUGCUUGGAAGAGGAUACUUUAUCGGAAGAAUUGCAGCUGUUAUGCCUGCGCAUUCUCCAAUCAAUUACCUAUAAUCUUAAAGAUCCGAAAUAUAUCGAGGACCUGACCACGUCGAUUUCUAUUAGGAAUAUUAAGAAUAUUGCUAUCAACGGACAAAGCGAAACGAGUUCCGUAGCGAAAGAAGUUAUUAAACAAUUGCAAGAGUCCUUAAGAUCCAAAGUGAUUUAACGAAUAAAAAGAAAGAAAAAGAAAAAUGUACAAAAUAUAAUCGAUCGUUAUUUA
Molecule: messenger RNA, 1564 nt
Organism: Vespula vulgaris
Lineage: Eukaryota; Metazoa; Arthropoda; Insecta; Hymenoptera; Vespidae
Product: heat shock factor 2-binding protein-like
Exons: 6
Coding region: 458-1510 (350 amino acids)
Cellular component (GO): cytosol
Source: RefSeq, a predicted model, not a curated record